AUGAACCUCACCGAACUUCCCAGCGAGCUUGUCGGCCACAUAUGCCAAUAUCUUGACACCGCGAGCCUUCAAAACAUCUCUCUGGCUGACAAAUCGUGUCAUUCGUCAGCUGUGCCAGCAUUGUUCAAGGCUAUUUCUAUUGAACCACAGCAUGCUCUCCAUGUUAGGCAGCUCCUACACGGAAAAGGCUAUCUCAAGCAUGUCCGGACUCUCGAAGUCAAGACCGGACUGCCAUCGACAAUACGCUAUGAUCAGGAGACAUUCCCAGAUCCAGAGUUCCUAUACAGAUUCAAGGCCGAUAUGCAGCGCUCAUGGGAUGUGCGCGCUCAAGAUUCUUCCUGGCGGCCGGUAGCGGACCUAUUGGAAAUGCUCCCUGGUGUAAGAGAUUUGAUCUGGACGUGUCCACAGCAAUUUCCACCUUGUCUACUACGCUCACUUCACGAACAUGAGCCUCUUUCUUCGUGUCGUCUCCACCUCCGAACCUUUAGCUUGCGCAGCUUUGAAACGCAUCUCGAAGAAAUCGCCGACCCGCAUGAACUGAUGUUAGUUCAAUCUCCUAAUCUGUACAGUAUCUGGUUCAACUACUGCAUCGCCGACACCUGGAACAAUAAGCAUCAUUUGCCCGAGGCUGUGUCUCGUAGCGUACAAGGGCUGGCUCAAAAUCUGCGUCAAGUCCGGUUAUCCGAAGAUAUGAUGGGAGCGGAGCCAGAUUACUCAAGAUAUGCCCACCUGAUACGACCCUUGGAGUCUGCCACAUCAAAGCUCUCUCAUCGAAAAGGUCGUCUCGAAAGCCUCCAGUUCGUAGGAGCGGCUCAAGACCUGACUGUGGCAAAGGUAGAGGAAUGGGGCAAAUGCACGGACUUCAGCGUAAUGAAGAAGCUGAUGUUUGACUGCAACGUACAACCAGCUGUACUUAAUAGUCUCGCAGGAAGUCAUUUCUCGAACCUGACGGCCUUGGCCUUGGAGCUCACGAUCGAAUCGAGCGACUCUGACUAUCUUAGACGUCCCCUUGAUGACUCUUCAAGGCCAGGCAGAGAGUUCCUUUGCAGCCUAAUGCCCUUGAAAGAACUCAAGUUAGCUGGCGAAAUGAUUUACGACUACUUCCGAGAUGUAAUUCAGCAUCACGGCCGGGCAUUAUGCACACUGCACGUCGAACCGCGAGGAUUUAGCCCUUCUCGACUAUCUCUUCCACCAGAGGAGGUGUCUUGGAUCGCAUCUCACUGCUGUAUUCUCGAAAGCCUGCGUCUUACAAUGCAUCGUUGUAAGGGGAAUAAAUCGGAGGUCGCUGCCUACCUAUCGAUUAGCAAGAUCCAGACACUUCAGUCCCUGGCUCUUACGCUCGAUGCUUCGGACUAUCUCUCCAUGCGUGGUCCUGGUCAAAAAUCGGAAGGCUACAUGGCAAGACCUGGAGCACACUUUGACGACUUCGGCAGAGAGAACGCCGACUUCGAAGAGUAUAACGCCUCUCAAGAUCCCCGCAAAGGUCAUAUUUUGGAUAUGUUCAUUAACGCAGCACUUGAUGAAAGGCUCGCUCGGUCAAUAUAUUCGCUGUUAAUCGAUAACAGACCUCCUCGAGCCCUUGAUCUACAUGCUGUGGAGCUUCAGUCUGACGGAUGUGGCGACUUUGGAACAGUUUUUACACCUCCGGCGAUUGCCAUCGUCGCAAAUGAGAUUCAGCAUAGAUGGCUUUUCCAGCGAACGUAUGCGCUCACCUCAGAGCAUACCGCUCCAAAAAUCAGCGAGCGCGAACACACGAAUUAUCUUCGCACUUGGGACGUGAACACAGACUUUGGCCAAGGCUUGGGGGAGACUACAAUCGAGCCGAGAGAUAGAUUGGAUCCAAGGGUAGAAUCGAUGUUUCGGCAUCUGUGGCCCAGCAAGGCUGAUGAUAGCCUCUGGCAUGAGGAUUGGCAUAGCUUCGACUUGUACAGGUCGAUUGACUAG
Messenger RNA from Zasmidium cellare ATCC 36951, 1944 nucleotides. RefSeq lists its product as uncharacterized. The coding region runs from base 1 to 1944 and encodes 647 amino acids. Gene Ontology annotation, molecular function: protein binding. NCBI's taxonomy places the organism in Eukaryota, Fungi, Ascomycota, Dothideomycetes, Mycosphaerellales, Mycosphaerellaceae. The transcript has a single exon. The record is from RefSeq and is a predicted model, not a curated record.